Messenger RNA from Hipposideros armiger (great roundleaf bat), 2228 nucleotides. RefSeq names its product essential meiotic structure-specific endonuclease 1 (gene EME1). The transcript has 8 exons. Gene Ontology annotation, cellular component: Holliday junction resolvase complex; nucleus. The record is from RefSeq and is a predicted model, not a curated record. Gene Ontology annotation, molecular function: DNA binding; crossover junction DNA endonuclease activity. Gene Ontology annotation, biological process: replication fork processing; mitotic intra-S DNA damage checkpoint signaling; double-strand break repair. NCBI's taxonomy places the organism in Eukaryota, Metazoa, Chordata, Mammalia, Chiroptera, Hipposideridae. Bases 280 to 2043 code for a protein of 587 amino acids.
AUUACCCUAUUAACAUUUUGUAUUAGUAAUUUCCACUUUGCUCCAGCUCACCUUGACCUAGAAAGUAUUUGAGGAGGGUUCCUGUUAGACUACAGGCAUAGCCGUUUUGAGUUCCAUACUGAAUGUGUUGGGGCCAUGUCCUGUUUCUCUUUUCUCUGUGCCAUAUUUAUCUCCAUAAAGCUUGGCCACAGAACACAUCUAGUGGACUGAAUUGAAUGCUACAGUCUGUGUCUCAUCUUUCUUUCUCUUUUAGGGAAUUAAUUUGAUAGUACAAUAUUGAUGGCUGUAAAGAAGUCAUCCCUCUCACUGGAAUCCAGUGAGAGUGAUUCUGAGUUGCUGCCAGUAUUUGCCUUUCUCAAGAAGGAACCAUCUUCAACAAAGAGGGAGGAGAAGAUUGUAGUGAUUGACACUUCAGAUUCUGAGGCCUCCUGCCCUCUAUCUCCAAGGUUGAAAGAUCCACCACAUGUCCCAGACACAGCUGAAACUGUCACACAAAUACAGCCAGUCAGGGCAUUAAGCAGUGGAAGUGAGGAUGAGGAGGAACUUAUUCCCCUGGCUGAGAGGCUUACAUGUAAGUUUUUGAGGCACAAGCAGCUAAGCCCUGAGGACUCUGGCUUCCCAGUUAAAAGAGUUUGGGAUCAUCAGAAUAAUGAAGGCGCAUCAUGUGACUGGAAAAAGCAAUCCUUUCCAAAGAUCCCUGAUGUUCCCCUCUAUGACACCGCAGAGACGUGUGCAUCAAAUAACAAGGACCCUGUGGUAGACAAUCAAUGCCAUCAGGUUCCAGGCUACCAAGCUACCUGCCCUGUCCAGAGCAACAGCUUGACCGCAACCAAAACAAAUGCUGAGGUCCCCCUGCCUCGGAAGAGAACCAAGCAUAAUCAGAAGGUCCAGAGGAGAGGCUCACAGGGAUGCCAGCCGCGGGGACAAGCCAGCCAGAAGGAAGGCACUCUAAGACAACAGGAAAGGAAGAAGGCAGCAGCACUGGUUAACAGGCCGAAAGCCCAGAGGCCAGAGGAGUGCUUAAAACACAUCGUUGUGGUGCUGGAUCCAGUGCUCUUACAGACAGAAGGUGGGGGCCAGCUCCUGGGAGCACUGCAGUCCAUGGAGUGCUGCUGUGUCAUUGAGGCGCAGGCCAUGCCGUGCAGCAUCACCUGGAGGAGAAGGGCCGGGACGACUGAGGAUGGAGAGGAGGGCUGGGUGGAGGAGCCGAUGGUCUUGGUGCUGCUCCUGACAGAGGCGUUUGUGUCCAUGAUCUACAACUUCAAGCAGGGAAGUCUGGGCAGCAAUGAGAAAGGGAAGGAAACACUUCGGAGCUUUGUAACUGACAUCACAGCAAGAACAGCAGGGAAGGCUCUGUCACUGGUGAUUAUGAAUCAAGAGAAAUGCUUCAGCCUGGAGCUGCCGCCCUUCUUUGGUUUCCUCCCCUGCUCCAGUGCUCCAAAAACUCCAAAGAGAAGGAAACAGGGUAUGGCAAACAGAGAACAGGCCAAGGAGAAAAAGAAGCAGAGAACACCAGAGGCCAAUGCAGGACCCAUGGUGUCCAGGGUAGACAUGGAGGAGGCAUUGGUGGAUCUGCAGCUACACACACGCGCCCAGGCUCAAAUUGUGCAGAGCUGGAAAGAGCUGGCUGACUUGGCGUGCACGUUCACCAAGGCUGUGGCUGAGGCGCCCUUCAAGAAGCUCCGAGAUCAAACUAGUUUCUCCUUCUGCCUAGAGAGUGACUGGGCCGGAGGGGUGAAGGUGGACCGUGCUGGUAGGGGACUUGCUCAGGUCUGGAGGAGACAGAUUCAGCAGCUGAACCGAGUCAGCCUAGAAAUGGCCAGUGCUGUUGUGGCCACCUAUCCCUCCCCGCAGCUCCUGGUCCAGGCUUAUAGGCGGUGUUUUUCGGAGCAAGAAUGCCAGAAUUUGCUUGCAGACAUACAGGUGCGCCGUGGGGAAGGUGUGACAUCCACCUCCCGCCGUGUUGGACCAGAGCUGUCCAGGCGCAUCUACCUUCAGAUGACUACUUUGCAGCCAGAUCUCUCUUUAGACAGUGCAGACUGAUGAUAGCCCUUGGGGGCAGGAAAAAAACCUGGAGAUUCCCACCUCGGAACAGGACUACAAGGAAGAUAUUGGAAGCGCCUCCUGGAGUACAAGCCUGGAUCAGGCCCACAAGAAAGAGACUCUUUCCUGGGUGUCAUCUGCGAAAGUCUCCCUACCAGUCAGCUGGCUGAGAUACUUACAUUUAU